Tetrapisispora phaffii CBS 4417 is the source of this 594-nucleotide messenger RNA. Its product is annotated as glutathione peroxidase. The coding region runs from base 1 to 594 and encodes 197 amino acids. The transcript has a single exon. Lineage: Eukaryota; Fungi; Ascomycota; Saccharomycetes; Saccharomycetales; Saccharomycetaceae. The record is from RefSeq and is a predicted model, not a curated record. Gene Ontology annotation, molecular function: glutathione peroxidase activity. Gene Ontology annotation, biological process: response to oxidative stress.
AUGUCUUUUUAUGAGUUAAGUGCCGUGGACAUUAAUGGUGAGAAAUUCUCUUUCGAAACUUUGAAGGGGAAAGUAGUUUUAAUAGUCAAUAUGUCUUCACAGAGUGGACUAGAUCCUCAAUGUAAAGAAUUGAACAAUUUAUACAGGCGAUUUAAAGAGUCUAAUUUUGUAAUAAUUGGUUUUAUUUCAGAUCAACUAAUAAAUGAAAGUAUAAUGAAUCAACCUUCUUCGCCUUCUAAUGUUAUCGAUGAAGUAACUUCGAAUUUAAUGUCGCCCUCAUGUAAUGUUGAAUUUUUAAUAAUGGAUAAUAUCGAUGUCAAUGGUCCUAAUACUGAUCCUGUAUUCAAGUUUUUGAAAGAAAGAAAAAAAGACUCUGCUGGGUUUCAGGGUAUAAAAUGGAAUUUUGCAAAGUUCCUAAUUGAUUCAAAUGGAAAUGUUGUUAAAAGGUUUCAUCAUAUAUUUCACCUUCGGCAAUGUACAAAGAUGUCGAAGCAUUAUUAUAAAGUUAAGUUUACCAAUGCAGCUUUCAUUCAAGCAUCAUACAUUUAUCAAUUACUUUUUAUCAUUAAAACAUUUCGAUUAUUGGAAAAUUAA